Messenger RNA from Chelonia mydas (Green sea turtle), 8529 nucleotides. RefSeq names its product beta-1,3-galactosyltransferase 2 (gene B3GALT2). Gene Ontology annotation, molecular function: N-acetyl-beta-D-glucosaminide beta-(1,3)-galactosyltransferase activity. The transcript is spliced from 2 exons. NCBI's taxonomy places the organism in Eukaryota, Metazoa, Chordata, Testudines, Cheloniidae. The record is from RefSeq and is a predicted model, not a curated record. The coding region runs from base 742 to 2010 and encodes 422 amino acids. Gene Ontology annotation, cellular component: membrane.
CUGUCAGAAGACAGCAUCUGUCAAAGCCCACAUUUAAACUGCUGCCUGCCUGUGCAGCAGCUGAAGAACUAUGGAAUGGAUUUUAUAGACCAAAACCCUUAGAUAAAAUUCUCAAAACCUUUUCAGUUACUGCCUAGCAACAAAGGAGGAAGGACGGACGGAAGAGAGAAAUCCUAUUACUCAAUGCAACUGAACCACUACACUCUAGCACUUGCUGCUUAACAUUAUCGCUAGAAAUAUGGAUACUGAGAAGAGAAUACAGCACUGCAUUGUCCGACAAGGGAAAUGCCAGAUGUAAAAGCUUCAAUGCAUCAAUUGUCAGGAGCAGACAACCCUCCUCGGAACACAAGCAAGAGCUACUGUUCUUUUGUUUGAAAGAUGAACAAAAGACCCCAAGAAAUGGACACUUAUAAGCAAAGAAGGUAACACAGCAAAGAGCAGACAGAUGGACAGACUGGAUACCGUGAAAAGCAAUCGCAGGAAGCAGACGUUUGGGGGAUGUGCGCAUGUUCGAUAGCAUCUUUUUUGCUGAAGUGAUGCGUGCCAAAACUAUUUUCAGUGGCAAUAAUCCUCUCAACAUAAAUGUCCUAACCAAGGAAGCAGAGUGACCCUUUUGCAGAGAAUUACUCAACGUGAAUACAACAGAAGAUGAAUACCAAAAAAUAGCAGUGGAUUCAGAAGGAAAGGAAAAAGCAUUUUGUUCAACCAUUAUCUCACAUCUCAUUGUUGGAUACGUACAACAUGCUUCAGUGGAGAAGACGACACUGCUGUUUUGCAAAAAUGACGUGGAAUACCAAAAGGUCUCUGUUUCGCACCCAUCUUAUUGGUCUGCUUUCUCUCGUGUUUCUUUUUGCUAUGUUUCUGUUCUUUCAUCAUCAUGACUGGCUGCCAGGCAAGGCUGGAUUCAAAGAAAAUCCUGUGGCUUACACUAUUCGAGGAUUUAGGUCUACAAAAAGCGAGACAAACCACAGUUCUCUGAGGAACAUUUGGAAGGAUACAGUCCCUCAGACUCUGAGGCCUCAGACAGUCACUAAUUCCAACAACACUGACCUGUCACCACAAGGAGUAACUGGUUUAGAGAAUACACUUAGUGCCAAUGGAAGUAUUUACAAAGAGAAAGGUACUGGACAUCCAACUUCAUAUCAUUUUAAGUAUAUAAUAAAUGAGCCCAAAAAAUGCCAGGAGAAAAGUCCUUUUCUAAUACUACUCAUAGCUGCCGAACCAGGCCAAGUGGAAGCUAGACAAGCUAUUCGGCAAACGUGGGGAAAUGAAAGCUUGGCACCGGGUAUCCAAAUUGUUCGAAUUUUUUUGCUGGGCUUAAGCAUUAAACUAAAUGGAUACCUCCAACGUGCCAUACUGGAGGAAAGCAGACAAUACCAUGACGUUAUUCAACAAGAAUAUUUAGACACUUAUUAUAACUUAACCAUUAAAACUCUUAUGGGGAUGAACUGGGUUGCCACCUACUGUCCAAAUGUUCCCUAUGUUAUGAAAACAGACAGUGAUAUGUUUGUCAAUACUGAAUAUUUAAUACAUAAGCUUCUGAAGCCAGAACUGCCUCCAAGGCACAAGUAUUUUACAGGUUACCUAAUGAGAGGGUAUGCACCUAAUAGGAACAAGGAUAGCAAGUGGUAUAUGCCACCUGAUCUGUAUCCAAGUGAGCGUUACCCUGUAUUCUGCUCAGGAACUGGUUAUGUUUUUUCUGGAGAUUUGGCAGAAAAGGUAUUUAAAGUCUCUUUAAGCAUCAGACGCUUGCACUUAGAGGAUGUAUAUGUGGGCAUCUGUCUUGCCAAGUUGCGAAUUGACCCUAUGCCCCCACCCAAUGAGUUCGUCUUCAAUCACUGGCGAGUUUCUUAUUCCAGCUGUAAAUAUAGCCACCUAAUUACCUCCCAUCAGUUCCAGCCUAGUGAACUGAUCAAAUACUGGAACCACUUACAACAAAAUAAGCACAAUGCCUGUGCCAAUGCAGCAAAAGAAAAAGCUGGCAGGUAUCGCCAUCGUAAACUGCAUUAAAAAGGACAAUACUCCCUCUAUAAAAGUAUCCCAUGUGCAAUUUGUAAAUAUUGCUGAAAGCAUGUACAGUGAAAACAGAUGAGCUUAAUGGGACAGUCUUUAGUUAAGCCCUCAUCACAUAAUGGAAUUUGAAAAUUAUUUUUUUAAUUUUAGAAGAUUAUAAUUCUUGAAGAUAGUAAUAUUAUGAAACUAUAACCAAAAGGGUUUCCAAACAAAUUUGAGGAAAAAGAUGGUAUACAAGGAUUUUUCUGUGUUAAUGUGCAAUAAUAAGCAUGAACACUUUGGUGGUACGAUUGCUAUUUUAUGUGCCAAUAAAAUAUAAUUGAGCAUAUUUUCCACACUAAAUUUCUUUUUUAAAUGCACACACUGCUCUAAUUCAAAAAAUUCUUUCCUCUUCAGCCAUUAAUGAUUUCAUUCUGUUGUCUAGAACGGUUGUAAAUAAAACUAUCCGUGACAAGUUAAGGACAUUUUGUAAGUUUACAAAGAAGUUUACUUCCCUAACUUCAGAACCAUAUUAAAAAGUGAUUACACAGCUGUUUCACAAGCAAUAGGAGUUUAGUAAUGUGACAUUUACAAUUUGAGAAGAAACUAUCAAUGUAUUUUAAAGCACUGAGCACAUAUUUUACUACAGUAAGACAAACAAAAGUCGCAGUUUAGAAGGCUGCUAUUUUGUGGUGUGACAGCUUGUGAACUGAGUUUUAGAUUAAAAUUUAAAUUGAGAAGUCACUGAAGGUAAUUUCAAACUCUGAAUUAUAUUCGGAGGAUGACACCAUAAUCUCGGCGUCAAAGAGCAUCCUCAUCUAAUAUAUUACUCACCAUGCAAGUCCAUUAUAUCUGCUAUUGCAUUCACUUUCUUUGAGGUAGUUAAAGGUACAUGAAAAAUGCAAAACUCAAAACCUUUGAUCUGGUCUCAAAAAUGGUCCGAGGGGGAUGUGGGGGGGUGACUGCAGACUGCAGUUCCCCUCCCCUCUCAAAAAUACUAUUAACUAAGUGAAAAUUGUCAUUUGAGCAAAGUAAGCCAAAAAUCUUCUUUUUCACAAAGGUGGUAUGGAAGUGAUAAUUUAGCGAAACUGACAUUUCUGGAUAGUAAGAUGGUCUAAAAAAAAAAUAAAAACAAAAAAAAAACAUGAGUGCGAUGAAAGUCACUCUUGCGUCCCACUAAAAGUGAAAGGUAAAAAUAUAGAUUAUAUUUAUAGGUUUUCACUCUACCAAUGCACAUAUUUAGAAAGCUCAUUUCUCAAUAGGUUGCUGCCUCCUAAUGCUAGGUAUUCUAAGUCACUGUUUGUUGUCACAGUGCCAGGUUUACAGCCAUAUACCUUUGAUUUAGUAGAAAACCUUCCUGCAACCUCCAAUAGUACCUUUAUUGGGCAAAAAAAAAUGCUUGAUACAUUUGGGUAAUAGUUAUAUUAUUCGAUUCACUUUUAUUAUUUAUUUUAAUAAAAACAGACUAUAUCUAUGGUCACUCAAACCUCCCUUUACAGGGAGGUUACUCAGAAGGUAACGGUUAGUCAGCUUCUGCAUUAUUUAAGACUUCUCUGGUUUCCCCUAAUCUUUGUUGCAGUCGGUUUUCAAACGAUGUAAGGCACAGAGACUGUACUGAUUUUUUGGUUGAUCUUCAGGUAAUAAUGGAAAGACAUCAUGAGUCCAUACAGAUACUGCUUACUCUUAGCCGCCUUUGAUAUGAUUGACCACAAGUCAAGUACUAGUAGGUAUGAACAAGCUGCAUUACAGUGGUUGUGUUUUUUCCUCCCAUGGAACCCUGAGCUCUUUGGUAACAUGAGCAAUUUGAUUUUAGAGGUCUCUCUCACCACCUUUCUGUAUUUAAUUUAACUACUCAGAUGGUAUCACAACCACAGUGUAUGAGCAUCUUCAAAAUAUUAAACAGAACAAUCUCUCUUCUUUCCAGGCCUGUAGGAAAAACUGCUUGACUAGUUUAUAUUUGCAUGAGAGAGUGGAUAUGUUGCUUGGAUUAAGCAAAAGCUACACUGAAGAAAUAAAUCUUAUUUGUUCUGAAAAUGACAACGUCCAUAGCCAUUCCCUCUACAUGUACAUGAAGGUGACGGAGGGAAACAAACUUUGGGGCUGCUACUUUACCACUGUACUGAUAUCCAUUUUUGGUUUUCCUUCAAAUUCAGAUCCAACAGUUUGCUUUCCAGUUGAUACUUGUCAGAGAUAGCAUUCUGGAUGAAAGCUAGACAAGAUGGAAAUAAUGCUGCUGGUUAUUGGGAAGACAUCUGGAGAGAUGGUUGGGGGCAGACUGUUCAAGGAACAGCGUACAUCCUUAAUGGAGUGAUUAUGUGAUAUGCUAUCAUGGGUUUAUAAUGUAUUCAGCACUGGUCCCUGAUGUUCAGUUAAGAGCAAUGGCUCAAGAUGCCUUCCCCAAUCAACAGCUGACACAAAGAAUACAGCCCUUCCUCUCUGAGUAGGACCUCAAUACUUAGCCAUACCUUUGGCACUUCCAGGCUGGACCACUAAUGUACUUUUUAUUUGAGUUAUUCAAAAGUUUAAGAAUAUUGUUUAACAAGUGUUUAACAAGACAUUCACAGCACAUAACACUUCUCUGUACUGGAAUUCUGCUUGCUGAAGGGUUAAAUCCAAGCGGUUAAUAGCUAAACCCUAUGUGGCUUGGCACUUGAACUCUAGGAUUUGGCAGCAAGGUAUCCUCUAACAGACUCAUCUUUGGAACUUGUUCCUCCUUAAAGUCUGCCCAAGUUCAGCAGUUUAGGACAGGUUGCAACAUCCAUCAGUUUAGUCUGACACUGUAACUGGCAGAGGAUUUGUUAGCCAUCAGGUGGAAAGAAAGAGAGGCUGCUUACUUUUAUAAGCCAUAUUGAGAGUCCAUCACAGUUUUAAAAAAUUUGUAUUAGUGCCUAUGUAACUUGAAGGCACUUUAUAAAUACAAAAAUAAAUAUUUGGACUAUAAACAAGAUAGCCAGUCUACUGAAGUUUUUUCGCCCCUGAACACUGUUCUCUUUUUCCCUUGUUCAGAACAAACUUCAAGAAGUGAAGGGGACCUUGUACACUGAAAGACAAUUACAGGAUGAAAUAGUAAAAUCUUUUCCCCUUUAAAAAAAAUAAAACUUGCUUUCCAUUUCUCUAUGUUGUGUUUAGACACCACUUAGUUUCUGAUCACCCUGGUACAAAAGAAAGCAUUAGUUCAUGUUUAAAAUAAUGCAACAAUUUAUGCUACAAAUUGUUUACUUUUUUUGUUGUUUUGUUUGUAAUUUUUCACUUACAAUAUUCUCUUCACUAGAAGAAAAAGAUGUUUUGAGUUUUACAUUGUCACCUUUCCAAACUAAGAUGGACAGAAACUAUAUUUUUCCUAAAUGUAGUCUGAGCAUUUGUGGCUAAAGAUAAAGAAUCUGUUCUAUGGUAUGUUCCUACAAUACACAUGUACCUACAAGUCAAUAUAUACCUCAAUUGCCAACGUCAAAUGAAAUAUUUUCAUUUAUCUGUUUUUUGGUUGUAAGAUGAGAAAAAGAACAAAUGGAAUCAAACCAUAAGAUGACAGUUAUAUUAUCAGGUAGAUAUAAGGGAAGGGAAUACAGUUAAGAGCAGUCUUAAAUGAUGAGAACAAUGGGUCAGUGGGUUAUCAGCAGGGAAAUUUCAUGAUUUUUGGCUAACAAUUGAUACUUCCUCAGCUAAAGACAUGUAUACAAAAUAACUAUGUGUAAUCCAGAAAAUAACUAUUGAAAACAGACAUGAUCUGACAAUAUAUCUGUUCCCUGUGCAUCUUCAGCUAAGCAAGCGAGCUAGGUUCCUUGCCAGCUCAAACAUCAAUACCCCUUCUCUGUGGAAAAACAAGGUCUUAUGGCUAACAGCACGGGGUUGGGAGACAGGAGCAAUUCUGAUAGAUUUGCUGUGUGAUCUCAUGACUUCUCUCUCUCUCUCUCUCUGGUUCCACAUGCAAAAUAAGGAUAAAAAUACUUCCCAGCCUCUAGUGGUGCUUUGGGGAGAAAUUCAAUGUCUGUAAGAUGCUUUUGAGACUUAAAUGGAAGAUACUACAGAAGAGCAAAAUGUUCUUAACUAAGUUCAAAAGUUAACAACUCAAUUUUUCAUGGCUGUUUGUUGUGCUAUACAUAAACUGUUAACUUUCAGAUCCUAGGUUGAAGGUGACAUGCUGGUAAAUAGUUCAGCAUCCUACCUCAAGAACUGACCAUAUUUUCUCAGUACAUGUCUACACUAAAGACUUAAGUUGACCUAUGUUAGGUCCACUUACAGCCGCCACAGUAAUUAUGUCAGUGGCUGAUGUUUACGCUACCUUCCUUCUGCCAGUGGUGUGCGUCCUCACCAGGAGUGCUUCCACUGACUGAAGAGGCGCAGUGUGGGGGGCUGAAAGCUAGGGCAGCUUCCACACAGUUCCCUGCAGGGAGUUGGAGAUGCAGCCGCCUAGGCAUCUCACUUCCCUGAGCGGGAGCCAGUAGCAGCAGGGUUCAGGCUUCCCGGCUUUCUUGUCAAUUUCUCAGCUCCAGCAUGGAGCCCUGAAAUUGAUAAGACAGCCCACAGCCCAUGUAAGUAACACAGCGUAUACACAGACACUGUGUUGCCCUAACUACACUGACAUAACCCCUAUGCCUCUCGUGGAGGUGGAUUUAUUAUGUUGAUGUAGUAGAGCACUUACAUAGUCGGAACAAGGCUGUAGUAUGUACAUUGACAUAAUUAGGUCGACUUAAGCUGCCUUACAUCAACCUGCAUAGUGGAGACCAGGCCAUAGUAAACUUUAAAAGUCCAUCUGAUAUUGUGACGAGGUAAACAUGGAAUCUCACAUAUUUUACAAGUUAUGUUUCAGAGUAUAUCCAUACUAAACCAAGGAUUAUAUUCCAGUAUCCUCACUAUUCUAAGCAUUUUUAUCAAAAAAGUGUAAAAGUGCAGCUAAAAAAAAAUCGCUACUCUGAAGGGUCUCUUUUUCCCCCCACCUAUUUUCCUAAUGUGCACUAACCCAGCAAAAGCCUCAGACAUGUGCCAAUAUGAAAUAGUUGGAGAAACUGGCAAUGAGAUUAAAAAUUUAGAGCCAUAAGUAUGUGAAAACUUGAGAGUGAAAGGAGAAGGUAAUAUAAAAACACCAGUUCCCUUCACAUUUCUUGUGAAGGGUAAAUACUAAUGCAUAGUUGAAUCCAUAACUCUCAAUUGUUUUUUUUUUUUUUAAAUGACUACAAUAAAUAGUACAUUUGCCAAACUCAGAAAACAUUGCUUUUCUUAAUUCUCCAUUUUGAUGUAUGUCAUGUAGAAAUAUUUUAUGCCUUUAAAAGAACCGUAUAUUUAGCUACAGGCUGAGUGAAUGGAGGAGAAUUACAGUUGAAAACAAACUAUGGUAUCUUCCCUUAAAUUUCACUGGAUGCAGAUAGCCCAAAGCGGAUUUUACAAGGAUAGUGACUCAGAGACGACGUCUUCCAAAACAGUCUAUGUUAUAACUGGUAUGUGUGAAUGCCUUGGAAGACUGAAGUGACUCAAGUCUGUAAGCCACAGUUUAGGAAUGUAGUAUUUACUGUACUAUUGCAGGUCAGAUCUUCGGUAUUUCAGCUUCCUACCUCAACACUGAUCAUCAGUAUCUAUUUUUGCCUGCUGAGCUAUUAACAUAUGCAUCUAGCCAGCUGUACAAUGAUGUACAAAGGAGGCAAAGAGAAGGCAAGAAAGACACCUUUAUUCUGUAUCCAAGGCAAAAAUAAAGUCACAGGUGUAAGGAAUAAACAUAGGUACUUAGGUCACCUCAGUUAAAACAAUAUCUAGUUGUCAGACUACAAAGAUGAAAUUGUCAGGCACUACAAAUGAGGCAGCUAAAAAAACGCUGUAUUCAGGUUAAAAAAAUAGGACACUUAACUAAUGUUAAGGAAUAUUUUAAAAGGAGAACAAACUAGAAAACAAUGCUUGAAUCUAUAGUUAGAAAGGCCUACAUAGCUGUCCAUUCUGAAAGAAAUAAAGUACAAAGUAGGGGGUAGCUCCAUUUCUAUGUCAAAAUUUCAGGUCAUUUUGCAAUUACAAAGGCACGCUUUUUAAGAGUUGUACCUUGAUCAGAGGUAAUCCUAGAGAAAGUGACAUGAAAGCAUAUCAGGAGGUCACUAACUCCAGAGGUAAUCUUUUCCAUAGAUGGCUGUCAGUGAAUAUUCAAAACAAAGGGUAUCUAAAAUUUAAAGAGUUUAUUUACCAUGAAAUUAUUAAUUACUGUUCUCUUUUGAUUAGUGCAGUAAUAAAUGAGAACUAACCUGGCUACAGAAUGGCACUUUCCUUUCACAGUGAAAUUACUUCAAAAGGAUUCAGCUGAACAUGGCUAUAGAUGAAAACUACCAUGUUGCCUCCUGGUAUUACCAUGGCAACAGUUACAAGAGCUCUCUCCUAAGUAUUUAAAUCCGACAGUUUCACAGUAACACCAAAACUACCAGAAUGAUGGUGAUGCUGUAUUUUGCUUUAUGAGCUAACUGCUCAAAUCACAGUAUAUUAACCAUUUUCUUCAUACUUUUCAAGAAUUAACUCUUGGUCAGAGUACUCUGAAUGAGACUAAUCUUGAAUGACUUUUUUUUUUUU